Phoenix dactylifera (date palm) is the source of this 1898-nucleotide messenger RNA. RefSeq names its product dihydroorotate dehydrogenase (DUF3598). The record is from RefSeq and is a predicted model, not a curated record. NCBI's taxonomy places the organism in Eukaryota, Viridiplantae, Streptophyta, Magnoliopsida, Arecales, Arecaceae.
AAAAAAAGACUUCGAGCGUCCUCUAUUUCUUCCUAAACAGCAAGCCCUUGCUACCUUCUAUUUCUUCCUCUCGCCUCAGCAUGCGGCUCCACUGCGUCGACGCCUGCGGUAAUCUCAGCCUCCCCCGCUCCUUUCUACGGUUCCGCCUCCGCCCUCCUCUCCACCCUCCCCCUCUCCUCCCGCCAGCUAGGGUUUCCACUGCCCUCAGCGUCUCCUGCGGUCCCUCCGAUGGCCGGCAGCGCCCGCGGAGGGGGAGAGCGGAUGUGGUCCAGGCGAAGAAGAAGGAGAAUGUGUGGAGCGUCGACAACGAGCUCGCAGCGAGGGCCGCCGCGGAGGAGAAGGCGGGGGCGCUCAGGAGGAGGAGGAGGAAGGCAAGGAGGGUGAGGUCCGCUGGGAAGAGGGGACGCGAUUCUAGGGUUUUGGUCUCCGGCGCCAUGCUGAUAGAGAUCGAGACCGUUCUCCAGACUCAGGAACCUGUUAUCAAACCAGCAUGGGAUACCUUUGCCAGUAGUGUCAGUGGCAUAUGGAAGGGUGUUGGAGCAGUGUUUUCACCAUUCACUGCUGAGAUUGAGCCGAUUGGAAUAGGACUUCAAAAUGAAAGUCUUUAUGACGCCUAUACUCUUUCCCGCAUCGAGAAGGUUCCGCUUGAGGGCCCUUGUUCUCAGAUCGUAAGAAAGUCGAAUUGGGUGCCUUUGAACCCUCUCGGAGAAACACACCAACAUGUCAUAGGAGCUGAAAGAGAUCAUGAAAGAGACAGACACUCUGUCCCUGCUACUUAUGAUUUUCCGAGUUAUGAGUCCUUCAACUUUGAUAAGUGUGAAUUGUUGGAAGAAGAUGUAAUGGUCAUGGAGCCAGGUCUUGUAUUCUUUGAGGACGGAUCUUAUUCUAGAGGUCCAGUGGAGAUACCAGUUGGAGAAUAUGAUGAAUCUAAGUACUAUGUUUCUCCAACUUUUAAGUUUGAACAGUGUUUAGUGAAAGGAUGCCACAAGAGACUGCGUAUUGUGCACACUAUUGAAUUCAGUGAAGGGGGAUCCAAUACACAAAUAAUAAGGGUUGCUGUUUAUGAAGAACAGUGGGUCAGCCCAGUUAAUCUCAAUGAUGGGAACGAUGUGCAGUUCGACUUAAAACCUGUCUCGCAAAGAAAACGAACCCAACCAUCAGAACUGACAGGUUCUUGGAAGGUAUUCGAAGUGAGUGCCACACCAAUUUAUAAUGAGGAAUCAGCAGCUGAAGAAAGUGGGCUGCCUUACGUGUAUUUGUGCACAGAGACCAUAAAGAAGAGGAGCUUGCCAGAUAGCUCUGUUUACUUCGGCGAGGAAGAGAUGCUCGACAUGCAGGAUGUAACUGUCCUUUGGCUUCCAGGUGGUGUCACUGGGUAUGUUGAUGUGAACAAAGAGGGCAUCCUUUGUAUAGGUGUUGGGUGGUACUCAGAUGAAGGGAUCAACCUUGCGAUGGAGAGAGAUUAUGGGAUGGAUGGCAAGCUCAAGGAGGUCAGGUGGAAAUCUGAGGUUAAGAGAAGGUGGACGAAUCCACUUCAUGGGUAACUUUCUUUUAUUUUCUUCUUCUUUUUUUAAAAUCCUUUUUUGACCCUUUUUUAGAAGAAAAUCAAGCUCUUCGAGUAUCUUCUGGUUGUCUGUAUUCAUGUGUAUGAUAAAUGUCAAGUGAGACACCAAAAAAGAAGAAAAUGUUAUAAAACCAUGAUGAUGGAAGGUCCCCAUACACGCUGGAUUUGUAAAUGGCCAUUUUCGUGGAUUAUUGUUUUGCUUGCAUAAGGGCUGACUUCCGACCCAAGCAGAAUUAGUAAUUCUACCGGCACAGCAAUGGCCUUGUCUGGUUCCUAUGAAGUUGUUAGACCAUUAAUAUGGUUAUCUUUCCAUAGUGGUGGUCUAUAGAAAACA